CUCCACACGGCAGAGUCAUUAAUCCACUUGUAAAAUACCCUUAGCAAACAAGGCCGUGUCACUAAAACCACAAACGCGCUGCGCUGGUGUUUUUGGAGAGGGAAAAGAGAACACAGAAGUGACGUGGAGAAGUGGGGAACGGUGCUGGUGGAGGGAAGAGUUUGCGUUUAGGCUUAGGUUGUUGCCCGGUGGUUCGCGUGAGGUUUCUCCGUGGGAACUGGACACCACUGCCUCGCACAAUUGAACACGGCCGGGGGACGGAGAGAGGGCUAGAGAGAGGCGUACCAAGAUCACGCGACUACCUUAGCACGCGAGCUCGCGCCGACUUAGUAGCACCCACCCAACCCUCCCGCAACACGUAGUCGUUUGACCCCGUGCGACACCUCGCAACCAAAGCAGGACCUAGCAGGUGGAAUCGUAUCGGCACGGAGGGUUUAGGGUUCGAUUCCCGAGAGGGAUGAGCGAUAGGAGAUCAGAGGAGGACAGGUAGGGUCGCCCACAGGUGUAAAGGAGAGCGGUGGACCGCCGGGGGCAGGUCGCCCGCCGGCCAUGUCUUGUCAUUCCGGGGAGAUGGAGCGGUGAUAGCCCAUUUAAGUUGGGGGAACAGGCCCACCGACCAACCUUCUCACGCGAUACCAUGUGGCCGCACGCAAAAAUUAGGUGGGGUAAAAGAUCCGGUUGCAGCAUUCUCCAUAUAAAAUCUGAAGCGCUGCCGCAUUCCGCCGCUGCACAUCGUGGUGGAACGAUCAAGUGUCGCUGCGUGCGGGAAGACAACGUCACGACUUACAAGCGCUUUACUUCAAGUAGAGGUGCCCACGAGCUCACGCGUGCAGACGACACCAUGGCAGUCCUGGCCGCAGCGUCCUUGUUCGGCCUUUCUUAUUUACAAGUUGUCUUGGUCGCGGUGCUGCUCGUACUCGUCGCCGCGGUGCUGGUGAGCCGUCUUCGGCAGAACACGCCUUGUCUCCCGCCGGGACCCUGGGGUUUUCCCGUGGUCGGGAUCUUCCCUGCCCUCGGCAGCCAGCCUCACCAUGCCCUGGCGAGAAUGGCCGAGAAGUACGGGGACGUCUUCCGCGUCAAGUUUGGGAGCCGGACUGUUAUAAUACUGAACGGGAUCGACAUGGUGAAGGAGGCGUUUGUCAAGCAGGCCGCCUGCUUUGCGGGCAGACCGGCUCUGUACUCAUUCAAACAAGUGAAAAACGGGAUUACGUUCAAGACGUAUAGUCCUACAUGGGUGGCGCGGAAGAAAGUCACGGUCGGAGCUCUGAAAGGUUUCGUCUACGGUCGAACCGGAGCGCUCACCGCGUCGGCAGAGACUAUGAUCACCGAGGAAGCACAAGAACUUGUCCGCAUGUUCCUGUCCAAGGCCGGGCAGCCGUGUAACCCUGAGCUGUACACUCACACCGCGGUGGCAAACGUCGUCUGCGCGCUGUGCUUCGGCAAGCGGUACGAACACGGCAACGAAGACUUCCGCAAGCUCCUGCAGAACACGGAGAAGUUCCGAAAGGCCAUCGGCGCGGGCAACCCCGUCGACUUCAUGCCGUGGCUGCGCUUCUUCCCCAACAAGAACGCGACGCUGUUCAAGGAGGCCAUGGACUCGUCGCUGCAGCUUUUCGACAAGCACAUCAACUUCCACCUGCAGACCUACGAUCGCGCCGUGAUCAGGGACAUCACCGACGCGCUGAUCUUCAGCAUGUCCGAGAACCAGGAGGCCGGUCUGAGCGCCGACUUCGUCCUGGAGUGCGUCAUCGACAUCUUCGGCGCGGGACAGGACACCUCGGCCCAGCUCCUGCACUGGUGCUUCCUCUACAUGCUGGUUUUCCCCGACGUGCAGGCGCGGGUACAGCGGGAGUUGGACGGAGUGGUCGGGCGGGGACGGCUGCCGACCCUCGCCGACGAGUCGCGCCUGCCCUACACGGCGGCUACGGUGCAGGAGAUCGUGCGCCACACCGGGAUCGUCCCCAUGUCCAUCCCCCACCUCACCACCAAGGACACGCAGCUGAACGGCUACACCGUCCCCAAGGACACCAUCGUCUUCGCCAACCUGUGGUCCGUCGGGCACGACCGCCGGAUCUGGGGGGACCCGAGCAGCUUCCGACCCGAGCGCUUCCUGGACCCGACCGGCACCGCCCUGGACGCCGCCGCCGUCGAGAAGACCUUACCGUUCUCCGCGGGCAAGCGGCGCUGUCCUGGCGAAGUCCUCGCCAGGCAGGAGAUGUUUCUGUUCUUCUCCAUCCUCCUACACCAGUGUACGUUCGAGCGUGUGAACGGAUCUGCGGCGCCGAGCUUGGAGGCCAUCUACGGGCUCGUCAUGCGUCCACAGCCCUACAGCAUGAUCGCGCGUCCACGGUAAACUACCACCUUUAUUCCAGUAUCUACAAACCAUGCGUCGUUCUAUGUAUUAACAACGUGUUCACAGCAAUGUUGAGCG
This is a messenger RNA of Branchiostoma belcheri (Belcher's lancelet), 2431 nucleotides long. Its product is annotated as cytochrome P450 1A1-like. The record is from RefSeq and is a predicted model, not a curated record. The transcript has a single exon. NCBI's taxonomy places the organism in Eukaryota, Metazoa, Chordata, Leptocardii, Amphioxiformes, Branchiostomatidae. Bases 638 to 2353 code for a protein of 571 amino acids. Gene Ontology annotation, molecular function: iron ion binding; heme binding; oxidoreductase activity, acting on paired donors, with incorporation or reduction of molecular oxygen, reduced flavin or flavoprotein as one donor, and incorporation of one atom of oxygen.